CCUGCCCCUCCCUGCCACCGCAACCCGCCCCUGCGCCUGCCCCUCCACCGUUCCAGGCCGCGGCGCCGCCCCCUCCCUGCGGCCCUCCUGGCCACCGCAGCGUGCCCCGCGGCCCUCCCUGCCAUCGCGGCGUGCCCCGCGGCCCUCCCCGCCACCGCAGCCCGCCCCUCCACCCAGCCAGGCCGUGGCGCCGCCCCCUCCCCGUGGCCCUCCCUGCCACCGCGGCGUGCCCCGCGUCCCUCCCCGCCACCGCAGUGCGCCCUUGCGCCAUCCACGACCCGCCCCGCGCCGACCUUCCUCAACCACCGCCGGAGCCAGGAAGUUACAGUGUAAAUAUAGGGGCAGUUUACACUAUAAUUCCUGGGGGAGGUUGCAUUGCCUGGAGGAAAGGCAGAGGAGGGUGAUGCUGAUGAUGCAGCAACAACACUAAGGGAGGCAAAGGAGGAGAUUGGGCUUGAUUCAGCCUUGGUCACUGUCGUUUCCUCGCUUGAGCACUUCUUGCCCAAGUUGUUUCGUCGCUGCGAGGGUCUGGUGUUCGACGACCUCCCCGUGCGUUCAACGAGCUCCGCCCCGACGUUCGUGGGUGUUGACAGAUGGUGGGCACGGGUCGAGAGCGCUCCGAGGCUCCUUCCUCGGCACGUGGGGGGGGGGGGGGGGUUCCAUUCCCCCCCAGACCCUCCGGAGAGCGCUAGAUCUCACUAUGCAGACACCACCGGUGGUCGCUUCUUCUUAGGCUGGGAGAGGUCGGGGUGGGGAAGAAGAAGGAGUAGGCUAGUAGAGGUGGACGUGGAGGCGGGAGAGGUAGGAAGGCUGCUACUACGCCUUCCUCACCGCCACCCCCAGCUGAUUCACCUGACCACAUGACUGCUCCGUCUGAGAUGGAGCCGCCUAAGGUGGACCCAUCUCGGACCCCGGUCCACGAGCCUCGGGCCGACGAGCCUUUGCCCCACGAGACUCCGGUCCCAGAGGCUCCGUCCCACGAGACUCUGGAUCAGGCUACGUCGCAGCCGGACCGAUUGGGGGACUGGCCGGAGUAGAGUGGCCAUGCUGAUGGUGGGGAGCGUGGCUAUAGUUCUAAUAGCUAUAGUGAGAGCGAGCGGGUUGAGGGGGGCAAUGUCUACCAGCGUGGUGGUACAAAGCUCCCGACCACCCCGGCGACCCCUGACCAGAGGUGGUUGAUUAUGCCUGAUGGGCAGAAGUCUUGGAAACACGGUCAUGGUGUCCGCAGGCCCAACACAGUCUUUGGUGUGAUUUGUCGCCAGAGCUUCCCGGGGUGGGUCACAUUGCCCGGUGAGGGCCAGGUUUCAGAGCUAGGAAUCACCUGGGAGCACUACUUGGCUGCCCCGGCCCCGCUGGGGGAGAGGAUCGGCGGUGUUGAGUGCCACACGGUGGCCGACGUUGUGAUCUAGACAUUUUGGACCUUCUACAGGUGUGCUGCGGGACAGGAGGAGGCCGCGGCUCGGGUUAUCGACGUCGAGUGCAGGCGCCUACUUCAAAACUGGCGGAACGGGGCUCGGACGCAGGCUAUUCGAGACUACUUGCCCUCGACUGGUAUUAGGAUGUCCAAGUCGAAGUGCCACACAAAGUAUCUGAGUAAGGAGAAGUACAUGAAGGUGCACCCGAGAUGGUGUGCGGAUAGGCUGGAUUGUUGGGAGGCGUUGGUGGAUGAGUGGUGCUCUCCCCAAUGGCUAUCCACCAACAAUAAAGCAAAGGAUCGGCGUGACAAAAUGAGCGGUGUGCCACACCAUCAAGGAAGCGUCAACCUAUAUCAGUACGGGGAUAACUGGGCGCGACACAACAAGACGGAUGUGCCAGAGCUGUUUGACCUCUAUGCCAUGGCCCAUAGUGCCCCGUAUAAGAAGGCCAAGGCAUUCUCUGAGUCUGAUCUCGAUGAUCCAAAGAACUUCACCAACCGCGCGUCCCACAACAAGCUCGUGAGGUACAGAGACGAGGGGAAGGCGAGGAAAGGGCCGAACUUUAACCCGAGCCAGCCUAUUGAUCCAGAGCUGGUGAUGAUAUCUUGUGGCAGGAGGCACCAUGGCUUGUUAGCCAUUGGGGAUGGACUGAUACGUUGUACUAGAACUCUCUCGCAGAUCAAGAGGCGCCAGUCGAGCUCCGAUCAUGAGAUAAGGCCUCGUCCACGGCCAAUGGAUCUCGAAAUCAAGGCUACUAUUGAGGUAGAGAGAGCAAAUACCCAGGAGCUUCUGGCAGAGGAAAGGAGGCAGGCAGCGGAGAGGGAGAGGGAGAUUGAGGAGAGGAUGGCUAGGCUUUUGGAGGAGGAGAGGAACCGAAACGACUUGGCUAACCAGGCCAUAUACGAGCUCUUCGCGUCCAUGUGCGAGAAGAACGGUCAGAACCCUCCGCCGAUGUCAGUCAUUGCUCCGGCGGGCACACAUAACUCCCGACAAGCAUCGACGUCUGCCACUAGCGCGAGCAAGAACCCCGAUCCUCCUCCGUCCGCCACUACCGCGAGCAAGAACCCCGAUCCUUCACCUACGGGUUGACGACCUGGGAAUCUACGAUAUUAAUGUCAAGUUGCAGCGAUGGAAGAAGAUAUGGAAGAGAGGGAAAUUCCAUGCUUUGAUUCCAUACAUGAGUUUCUACAAUCCACAAGAAAGGGUGAUGCAGUGCCUAGUGACGCGCACAUUCAUAAGGUAUGGCUCAGUAUGCUUAAGGGCGGGAGCCCACUCUCAUCAAGAAAGAGGACAAGCUUGGAGGUGACAGGGGUCUUGUGAUGAAUUAUGUCACUAUUUAGUAGCCCUUUUGGUGCAGUAGUGCUUGCUUGAUUUCUCAUAUUGUUCUUGGCUUUUGUCAUUAAGCUUGUUGUUUCCCCAUGUCGUUGGUGUGCGUAAGUGGCUGAAUGGAUUAUGAUAUAAUGAACCUUCAGUUCUUGGAGCUGCAUUAGAAACCGUGUGCGUCAUUGUUUAAUUUUCUUGACAAUGCAUCUGCAGGCAGUAGCUUAGCCUUGCCAUUUGACAGUUUGCUCUCCCAAACCUAAAUUCAUCCCUCAAGAGUGAAUAACGAUGACAUGUCUAGAGCUAGUGGUUUGUCUCUCCCUAAAGAAAUAGAGAUGGUGAUGGUUGCAUGCUGUCUCACUGAUAUGCCUUAAUUAAUUUAGUGAAUUUAGUUAGUGUUUUCUUAGCAAAGCAAUGAUACUGGUGAGUACAAUAUGUAAACUGUAUCUUUAGCUACAUGUUUAGGUAACUACAUAUAUGGUGUUGUAUUGCUGCCUGAAGAUCUUGUU
This is a messenger RNA of Triticum urartu, 3244 nucleotides long. RefSeq lists its product as uncharacterized. NCBI's taxonomy places the organism in Eukaryota, Viridiplantae, Streptophyta, Magnoliopsida, Poales, Poaceae. The record is from RefSeq and is a predicted model, not a curated record. Gene Ontology annotation, biological process: transposition.